AUGCGACGUUUUGAAUGUCGGAGACCGAAUACAACAAUGGAGAUGUAUUUGGAUGGAUCUACGGUAUCCAAACCGGACUCUCGUGCGACUAUUAGGGCCGUCGCGAUCGCUAUAUGCCUUCUUAUUCGCUCUCCUGGUAACACCAUGGACACCGUCGAAGGGGAUCUUGAUAUUUUUGAUGAGACUCUUCAUCCUAUGAAGAUUGAACAAUCACCUGACGAGAAUCCUAAUCUUCCUCCCAGCCUCAAGACUGUUCAUAGGUUUAUCAGGAAGAUCUUCCAAAACGCCCAAUUGUCUCCCGAGUGCGCUAUCGUUACAAUGGUUUAUCUCGAGAGACUGCUCCACGGUGGUCGACUAUAUCUGAGCGUGACAAACUGGAAGCGUAUUCUCCUUUGUGCCAUCCUCCUCGCCAGUAAAGUGUGGGAUGAUCAGGCUGUGUGGAAUGUCGACUACUGCCAAAUCCUCGAUGAACUUAAAGUGGAUGACGUGAAUGAAUUGGAACGGCGUUUCCUUGAGAUUAUCCAGUUCAAUAUCAACAUCCCCAGUUCGGUAUAUACUAAGUACUACUUUGAUAUCAGGGAUCUUACGGUCUCCAGCCACGAGUUCACUCGGCUUUCUGUUGACGCAGCCAGGGACCUCGAGGUGAGUCUACGCCUUGUGUUUUUAUUGCUCGCUUUUGAAGUAGCAGCAUUUUUUCGUAUGGUAUAG
Hydatigera taeniaeformis is the source of this 708-nucleotide messenger RNA. NCBI's taxonomy places the organism in Eukaryota, Metazoa, Platyhelminthes, Cestoda, Cyclophyllidea, Taeniidae. The record is from the annotation of a GenBank genome assembly.